CGUUGCAAAUAAGGUGUACCAUCAGAUCCUCUUUGACACCUGUCUAAACAUGCCUCUGAAAUGCUGGCCUCAAGACUCUGGGAGGAAACGGAAGAAAGAUUCUGUGAAAAGCUCACAGGGCGAUCCAAAAACUGGCAAACGAUCCAAACCGCCCAAGAAAGUGUCAGAGGAGAUGGAGAUUGAUGGCGAUGAAGAUGAUGAAGUGGAGGAAAUGUACUUCUCAGCACAGGACUUGCUGAAAAUAAGGGAGGACAUUGUCAUGUUGAUUCGCACACUCCUGCGACUUUUAGGGAAUUUUUCUCUUAAAGACAAACCUCAGAGUACUGACAGCUGUGUUCAGCUUUUCACAGGGCUUACUAACUUUGAACCAGUCAUUGGGGAUCUGUCAUUCAGUCAGAAAAGGAAUGUCGACCAAUUACAGAGCUUGCCUGAGCUGGCCUAUCAUGGACUGGGAAUUCUCUGCUCGGCCAUUCAUGGUGAAGGAGAUGAGUGUCGCCGUCGAGUGUUCCGAAAGUUGCUGUAUGUGAUUCUAAUGAUGAAAACACAAGAGCGGUCCAAGCCGUGUCUUCUUGUCCCGUCUCAGGCUGUUCAUAGUGCCAGAGACCAUGCUGUCCUCUUUAUUAGCCACAUUGUUGAUGAGCAGAGAGAGACCACAUUGCCACUUUUAAGGGUUCUUGUGCAACACAUCUGUCAUCAGAUGGUAGAGAAGUCUGAAUAUCGAGCCAGUGGAGCACAAGCUGUUGGGAAACUAAUGGCUAAGAUGCCGUGUCAGGACUACGCUUCCCUUGUUAAGUGGCUUCAUAACUACUCUAGAAACAAUAAGGUGGCCUUCAGAAUGUUUGCCCUGGAUAUCGCCAUGGCGCUUCUGGAGCAGGACGAAAGGGACGUGGAUGACACGGUGGACCCUGAUAUGGCAGUGUUCCUGUCUCACAGGUUCCUGGUACACAACAUAGUUUACGGUCAUCGUAAUGACAUUUCGCCCACGGUCAGAGGUCACGCACUACACUGCCUGGCCCUGUGUCUGGAGCUCCGUUCCCAGAAUGCCAUGAAAUGUGUCCAUGAACUCUUUUCCAACACAGGUGCUCAGACUAUGCUGGAGACGGGCCGCUCUGAGCAAACUCUGAAGAGAGGAGAGACAGGACAGAAAACCGCCUUGACCUUCAGAACCAUUGAGCUGACGAAGCACAAAAGCAUCACGGCGACCCAUAGGAGUGACAUCAACGCCACCUUACAGAAUGAAGAAACUAUGACUCUGUUUAAGAAGCAUGUCAGUGACCCAAAAACCAAUGCUAGGAAAAGUGCACUGGAGACUGUCAUGAGUCUGCUGAAGCAUGGGGUGGUCUCAUGCAGUGCAGAGAAUCUGAGUAUUCUGUCAGAUCGCUGCAGGGAUCCUGCUGUGUCAGUGAAGAAGAAAGCCAUGCAGUGCCUUAUGGAUCUUCUUGCG
Molecule: messenger RNA, 1444 nt
Organism: Triplophysa rosa
Lineage: Eukaryota; Metazoa; Chordata; Actinopteri; Cypriniformes; Nemacheilidae
Product: condensin-2 complex subunit D3-like
Exons: 12
Biological process (GO): mitotic chromosome condensation; meiotic chromosome condensation
Cellular component (GO): condensed chromosome, centromeric region
Molecular function (GO): histone binding
Source: RefSeq, a predicted model, not a curated record